CGACACUUUUAUGGACGAAAGUCUGACUUCGCGAAAAUCGCAUUAGAAAGCUAAUAAGUCGCUAAUCGACCCUUCGUGAGACUGAGAUUCCAAUUUUCAUUGUGAUUUCCAUGCCCUAGGUUUUUAAUUGUCAUCAUCGGCAAGAACAGAAAAAGAAGAAAAAACCUUACCUGGAAACUCGAAUCGGGUGAGAAUUGAAUCUAUCGGGAGCAUGUGGCACGAAGCGCGGAGGUCGGAGAGGAAGGUUCACGACAUGAUGGAUGCGGCUCGGAAGCGGGCCCAGCGGCGCGCCGUGUACCUGGCCAAGCGGCGCGGUGACCCGCAGCAGUCGAUUCAGGCAGUCGGAUCUCGCUGCCGCAUCCACCGCGAUGAUGCACUCUUCCAGGCCACUGAAGAUCAACAGGGCCUGAUACCUUGGAACGGAAAGCAGGAUAUUUUGAUUGACAGAUUUGACGGCCGAGCUCUUCUUGAUUUUAUCCGCGAUAGUAGUACCUGGCGUUUUCGGCCCGUAGAAAAAACUGAGGAAGAGGAAGAGUUAGAAGAAUUUGUUAAUUUUGAGCGUUACCGGGAUUUAAUUAAGCAUCGGCGUAGAGGAUUUAACGACGAGGAGGGUCUACGUCAUGUUAACCUAGAGAUGGAGGCUAAGAUCACUGCAGCAUUUGGAUCAGACAGGCCCCAUGUGUCUCAGCCUCCACCAAAUAAAGGGUCUUAUUCUCAAGUUGGUUUCUCAUAUGAUGGAGAUGGACAUGAAGAUAUUCAAUAUUCAGAUGCCGACGAAGAGGACGACGAGAAUGAAGACGAGGAAGAAGAUUUCAAUAGUGACGACAGCAAUGAUGAAGCAAUGGAGUCAAUUGCUAAAGAAUUUGGGGUGAAGAGAUAUGGAUGGCUUGUAUAUAUGGACAAAAAGGCUAAAGAGGAGGCAAGAAGGCAGAAAGAAAUGAUCAAAGGAGAUCCUUCAACUAGGAAGCUGAGUCGCAAAGAGAGAAGGAAAGCUUCUCAGAUGGGAAGAGAGAGGGAAAGAGAAAGUUCUCGGUUUACUGGAACCAGGGUUUCUCAACGUGAUCCAUAUCGGGACUCUAGGCGAAGUCCUACUUAUGAGGCUUACUCACGCUCUAGGAGACGCUAUUCACGUGAUGAUAAUCGUCGAGGCAAAGAAACUGCACCCAAAAUAGAGUAUAUUACUGAAUUCGGGUGCUCUGGAGACGGAAAUGAGCUGAAGCUUGAAGGACAUUAUUCUCCUCCAUCAUCUCCUCCAUCUCAAAUUGGUGCACUGAACUGGCCGUCUGGUCACAUACUUGAGGCUCUCCAUGUGGACCCCGCCUCUGGUGUGUCUCUUGACAAUGAUAGAAACACCAAGCUGCCAAAAACCACGCCAAACACAUCAUCUGCACUAGCAAAGUUGAGCAAAGCAACUAGCGGUGGAAAUCUGUCCAAGCAACAGGGGGAGAAGAAGGAAACGCCUCAAGAACGACUAAAGCGGAUCAUGGACAAGCAACUAAACAAACAAAUUAAAAAGGACACGGCAGUUGAAAUGGCUAAGAAACGAGAACAAGAACGCAAAAGGCUCGAAAAACUUGCAGAAACGAGCCGGAUAAGCCGAUAUAGAAGCCGAAGUAGAAGUGACAGCCGCUCUCCCAGAAUGGGCUAUGUUCUGUCUGUUUUAGAAGAUACAGGCGCAGCCGAAGUCGAAGCAGGGGCAGGAGUUCAAGAAGAUAUAACUCACGAUCGAGAUCACGCUCUCGUUCUUCCAGAAGGUCUCGGUCUCCUUCUAGAUCGUAUUCAAAUUCUCGUUCGCGUUCUCCAAGGGGAACCAGACGGUCAAGGUAUUGAAAAAGUGAUCAUGCUAUCGGAGUAUGUAGCAGACGAAUUUCGAGCUGUGUUAUGUAGGUUAAAAGCAUAUUAUGCCGUUGUCUCUAUUUUACUACCUUUUAAUGUAUGAUUUCCUGAGGGUAUCUAUAUGUGUUCAAUGUUGUGUUUAUUAGCCACAUUUGGGUUGUCAUGUUUGAAGUUGAUGUAAUAAUACUGACUCUUGAAACACUUUUAUUUAUCUAAUGACUAAAUAUAAAAUAUUGAUGGGGAUUUUUGUUCCUUGAAUUUUUGAGUAAGAAAUUUUGCUGUGGUCGGUUUGCAAAUACUUGUAGGUCCUAUGGACUUUGUUAUAACUAAUAAAACAUUAAGC
Molecule: messenger RNA, 2179 nt
Organism: Striga asiatica
Lineage: Eukaryota; Viridiplantae; Streptophyta; Magnoliopsida; Lamiales; Orobanchaceae
Source: the annotation of a GenBank genome assembly